UAUAGAUCGAAUGUUAUUGUCACGCAUUUCGUCAUAAAGCAUCUGUCACAGAUUGUAGUUCAUUCAUGUUCGAAAUGUUCUUUUUUUCCGUAUUAACCAUGUUCCACCAUAAUUCGAGGAAACGGAAUUUUUAACAAGAUCAUGGCACUUGUGUCUGCCUUUAAAGACUUUUGUAAAACGGUAUUUAACGCAUGUAACAUUGUAAUUCCCUUAACAAUUAUUACAAUAACUGCAUUUAUUUCGAUCGUAUUCGAAAGCUUCUUCUGGGUACUUGUCAUAUGUGGUCUGUACAUAACAAGUGUUUUUUAUGGGCUUGUUAUAUUGGAGUAUAUCGGUGUAGCACUUGUGAAUUUAAAUGCACUAAGCGACACAUUUAAUCCAACCUAUGAGAUUAAGGAUCCGUGCGGCGUUUGCAGUAAAAAUAACUGCAAGAGGCACAAAUUGUUACCACAUUCGACCAAGGUGAAGAUACCAAAGGAUCUUGAUCAUGCAUUAGAACAGCUUCUAGAGGAUUUAUUACAGAAAUAUGUUUGCGCAUGGUAUUCGGACUUUUCAGCGAACGAAGCUUUUGUACAACAGCUUCGUUUGGCCGCAGCUACUGCAACGAAAGACAUUGCAGUCAGACUGUUUCGUACAGACGUGCCCAACGUCAUAUUCUGUCACUUGAUACCUUUGGUCCUGCAGCAUGCUCAAGAUUGGAAAACAUUCAGCGCUAAAAUGAGAGACAUAUCUGACACAUCCUGCUUUGGAAAUCAAUUGAUCGAUCAUUUUGGUCGUCAGAUACAUCCGGCGAGUUACUCACGUAAGGCGGAAUUGAAUUAUCUGAGAGGAGCUGUAACAGCGAUUGUACCGUAUUUAUUACCGGCUAUUCAUGUGUCUACUAACAACAAAGUCAUACUCAGAGAAAUUUUGGCUAACUGGAUCUUGCUGCCAGCAAUAGACGCGAUUGCUGAUCCGGAUAAUAUAAAUGCACUAGUAGUAUUGUCGACUCAUCGUGAUGGUUCAGUGUCCAGUCAAGUAGACACGGUUAACGUACCGAUGUUGCAAUACUGGGUAACGAUCCCUACGAUGUCAAAAAUCACGCAGAAUCGCCUGAAACCUUCGUUGGACGAAAUUUUGAACGAUCCUCGGUUAUUGUACAUGUUUAUGCAACACAUUAAAGAGACUGGUCCCAUGAAUCUCUUUCAAUUCUGUUUAGACAUUGAUGAUCUAAGUAAACGUAUGUUAAACCCAGAAAUGAGUUCGAACGCGGAGAAUACUUUGUACACGGAUAUUCAAAACAUGUAUGCAACGUACUUGGAUCCUGACGGUCCAGAAUAUCUACAUUUACCGGAAGACAUAUCGAUGGGUAUACGGCAAAUUUUAGAAAGAGGUUCAAAGAAAAUUCAGGAGAUGAGAACUUCACGACCAUUUUACGAAGCACAUCAAGAAGCACAUGCUUUGUUAGAAUCUACUUGCCUACCACCUUUCCAUCAUAGUUAUCAAUUGUAUGAUUUAUUAUGCGGACAGCCAGACCCAAGUCGAGUUAAACAAUCUCCACGAUUGAGUGUUACCAGUGGAUCCGCAAAUGCAACUUCAAAGCUUGGAAAUCAUUUUCCAAAGAUUGACAGCGUUCUGAGAUUAUCCACGAUUGAUGGGAUGCCCUAUCAGGACAUGUACCAAGGCGAAGAGAUAGAUUACCCUUCUCGUUCUUACAACGAGAUCAAAUAUUCUGAUGACAGUUUCCACAGAGAUUUAACAACAUGGCGAGUUAGCAUUCCGCACAUCGAAACCGGAGAUAAUCAAACAUUAUACGUCAUUGCUGUCAACAACAUUGCCGAGGGGAAGUCCUGGACUGUGUUGCGCCGUGAUCAAGAUUUCUAUAUCUUACGAACACGAUUGGCAGAGUUUCACGGUGACAAAGAAUUGAGCGACUCGCCAUUACCAUCGAGGAAAAAUCCUCACUCAUCUUGCGCCAUUAAUAGACAAAGAUAUGAGGACUUUUUGGAAAAAUUACUGUCGAAACCAGUGCUCAGAAGCAGCGAAUUAUUGUACAACUUCUUAACCAUGCCAAAUUUGAAACCUUAUUUCACCAAUUAUAGUACGCCAGAUAUUGGCAUAUUGUAUCAAAGUAUGGCGUAUAAAUUACGGAAGGAGAAAGGACAAAAUUUAGAUAAAUUUAUGGCAGUGUUUUUGUCUUCGACUAACAUUAAGAAUGAUUACACUGACAUUGGAGUUGAACCGUCGAGCGACGGUUCAAAUGUCCAAGAAACGGGGAGAAAAGGACGCCGUGAUUUUUUAUUUGGAGCAUUCGGCAACAAUCUUGACUUGGAUCUUAACUUCAAAACUUUGCCUUCCCCUUCAUUGGAACGAUCUCACGUUAAAGGCGCCUCGUUCUGCAUAGUGGAUGCUGUAGUGAGAUUACUGAAAGUUCCAUUGGUGAUUUCUCGAAUUCUAUGGAUGUUCGCCUCGUCAUCACGCGCAAAAGUUGAUCCAUACGUCAACGUUCUGCUUUACAACGCUUUGGCGAAACUUCUAAGCGGUGGUCGUGCAGCAAACGUGGUGAGACUUCUGCACACAAGAGUUUUAGGCGAGAAGAAAGACUUGCCUGCUCAAGCGAAUCGUCGAAAUUACUAUGAAACAGCAAAAACUGGACUGUACGGUUUAUUACCUUGUUGGUUAAUGGGAUUUUACAAACCAUGGACUGAAAUAAUGGAUUCCAUUCUGGACUCGUUACAAAACGCACCCCUUAACAAGCAUCUGGCGUACGUUCUUCUGGAUCAGAUUUUGAUAAAUAUAUUUCCAGAACUCACCGUUUAAAUUUUUAUCGCGAACUUACAAAGGUUAUAACGUUACUUAACUAGUCGUGCAAACGUGAUUAAAAAAAAAAAUGUAAGGUAUAUAUGACAAUUUGUAUGUACAAUAGCAAUAAGUAGUUUUUUAAUGAAAUUAUUAUACUGUAAAUAUAUGUAAUGUUCUUAAGUAA
This is a messenger RNA of Frieseomelitta varia, 2965 nucleotides long. Its product is annotated as sorting nexin-14-like. Bases 142 to 2799 code for a protein of 885 amino acids. The transcript is spliced from 9 exons. Gene Ontology annotation, molecular function: phosphatidylinositol-3,5-bisphosphate binding. The record is from RefSeq and is a predicted model, not a curated record. Gene Ontology annotation, cellular component: late endosome. Lineage: Eukaryota; Metazoa; Arthropoda; Insecta; Hymenoptera; Apidae. Gene Ontology annotation, biological process: autophagosome maturation.